This is a messenger RNA of Saprolegnia diclina VS20, 432 nucleotides long. RefSeq lists its product as hypothetical. The transcript has a single exon. Lineage: Eukaryota; Oomycota; Saprolegniomycetes; Saprolegniales; Saprolegniaceae. Bases 1 to 432 code for a protein of 143 amino acids. The record is from RefSeq and is a predicted model, not a curated record.
AUGAUCGUGCGCGCAGCCGACGACGCCGCCGAGCCCGCCGAGCUCGGCCGCCACGCAGCGCCCAUCGUCUGGGUCGUCGCGACGCUAUGUGGCGUCGUUCUGUGCAUGCUCGACUUGGCGUCGCUCCUCGGCGCGUCCGGCUCCACCUCGUCGUUUGGCCUCUUCUCGCUCGCCAAGCUCGCCGUCUCGAUCGACGCGAUGGGCGCCAACCUCCUGACAGGCUACCUCUUUGUUUGCUUUUGGAUGCUCGCGCGCGACGGCUACACGCGGCCGUGCGCGAUGUGGUGCGUCGCGCAGCUGCUUCUCGGCAAUCUUAUCCUUUGUCUCUACGUCGUCCGCGCCUUGUACGCGACCAACGGCGACUGGAGCGCGUUCUGGUGCGGACCGCGCACGCGUCCUACGACCGAAGACAAGGUCCACCGAUGCCUGUGA